Messenger RNA from Malania oleifera, 1966 nucleotides. Its product is annotated as trans-resveratrol di-O-methyltransferase-like. Lineage: Eukaryota; Viridiplantae; Streptophyta; Magnoliopsida; Santalales; Ximeniaceae. The coding region runs from base 763 to 1743 and encodes 326 amino acids. Gene Ontology annotation, biological process: methylation. The transcript has 3 exons. The record is from RefSeq and is a predicted model, not a curated record. Gene Ontology annotation, molecular function: O-methyltransferase activity; protein dimerization activity; S-adenosylmethionine-dependent methyltransferase activity.
GACGAAUGAUUGAAAUUUCAAGGUACCCCCCGGGCGGCCCGCGCGGCGGGGGGCCGCGCGGGGGCGGUGGCACCCUCUUCCUUUUUGUUUUAUACAUUUGUUUCUUUGUUUGGUCAGUGAUUAUUUUCUGUUUUUCUUUCUCCUCCUCGUCCCUCUUUUAUUUUAUAAAGGAUGGUAAAGAAUUUUGGAAUUCAAGAGCAUUGAAUGGAGAACUCAUUAUAUUAUUAACAUGGGCUUUCUUUGUUUGUGGUUGCUUAAGUGGUUGAACUGCUACAAUAAAAUAUUGCAUUUAUAUAUCUAUUCCCAGUUCCUCAUCCAACGAUUCCAAGGCCAGCAAUUGUAUUUUGUGUUCCAGUUUGGAUUAGUCAAAAGCCAUUUCAUCAUGCAUGGAUGAACAGAAAAGAACUCGACUAACCUGGAAUUUAAUUUCGUUGUUCUUCGGCGACUUUGCGCUUGCUUGGUUGGACUUGCUUCAAUAAAGUAUUGCAUUUCUGAUCUAUCAAGCUAGGAGAAAAUCCAACCAAUGCACCAUUCUCAGGUACUUAUCUGAAGAAUUCAAGACCAGCAGUUUAGUUUUACCAUUUCAGCUUCAAUUCAGUUAGUCAAAAUCCAUUUCAUCAUGCAUGACUGCAAGACAAAUCAUUGAUUUCUCUUUUUAAAGCUCAAGCUCACAGCGUGCUUCUCUGCACCAGAGUUUUCAUUCCAAGGCAGGCCACAGGACAGAGGGACUGAGUGAAUUAAGAACUGCUGCAAACAGACUAUAUGGAUCUGAUCACUCAAGGCCAGGGUACAAGCAUACCCGACAUAAUCCACAGCCAUAACCAGCCCAUAACUCUUUCCGAAUUGGUCUCUGCGCUUAAAAUCCCUUUGGGAAAAACCCGGUGCCUGCACCGGCUCAUGUGCAUACUGGUGAACUCUGGCUUCUUUGCUACAGAAAGUUUCAAUGAGAAUCAAGAAGGGUAUGUUCUCACGUCUUCUUCUAGGCUCCUCCUCAAAGGUGCAGUCCUCAAUUCGUCACCUUAUGUUCUGGCCAUGUUGGAUCCUGUCAUGUUAACUCCUUGGAAUUUCUUGGGAGAUUGGUUCCAAGGGAAUGAACCAACAGCCUUUAAGAUUGCCCAUGGAAUGGGGAUAUGGGAGUAUGAGGAGCAAAACCUUAAACUUAACAAGGAUAUGGAUGAAGCAAUGGCGAGCGAUUCUCAAUUCUUGAACAUAGCCAUCACAGAUUGUAGACAAGUUUUUGAGGGGUUGGAUUCCUUGGUUGAUGUAGGGGGUGGCACGGGACAUUUCGCCAAGAUCAUUUCCGAGGCCUUUCCUCACUUGAAGUGCACGGUAUUAGACCGCCCCAGUCUCGUCGCUGACUUGCCCUCGACCAAGAAUUUGACCUUCGUUGGAGGCGAUAUGUUUCAAUCUGUCCCUUCCGCAGAUGCCGUUUUAAUUAAGCAUGUUUUGCAAAAUUGGAGCGAUGAGGAAUGCAUAGACAUAUUGAAGAGAUGCAGAGAAGCUAUUCCAAGCAAAGAUAAGGGAGGAAAGGUGAUUGUCAUAGACAUGGUGAUAGAUGUCGAGAACGAUGAACACGAAUUAGCUGAAACAAAGCACCGGUAUGACAUGGCGAUGAUGGCUUUGCUUACUGGAAAAGAACGAAGUGAGAAAGAAUGGGAACGACUCUUCUUGGAGGCAGGUUUCAGUCACUACAAAAUAUCAGCCGUAUUUGGUGUAUGGUACUUUAUUGAGGUUUAUCCAUAGAGAGUUUUAGUUUUGAAGUUUGCCUGAUAUCAAUGUUAAAUAAAUGGCUUUGAUGAACUAUAUGUAAACUUGGAUGCGCUUUCUGCCUAAUUUACAAUAUAUGGUUCUGUAAUCACUGUUAAGAAAAUGGUUUUGAUGAAUCCUUCAUCUGACUAGGGUGUUUGUAGGCAGGGAACUUCACUGCCAAUCUUUUUGGAAUAAUCAAAUUACCUUCUUUAAUGCA